CCGACAGAGAAGGAUAAAACUAAAACGCCAGAUUCCCCAAGUGCGGUAGAACUCCAUUGCCCGCGAUGGCAGGAGACGACGUCGUCGAGGAGCUGCCUCAGCCCUUCGAUGCGAAGCGGCUCGAACCCGCCAAGAAACGCCGACACUCCCAAUCCCCCGUCAGGGGCAGCGACAAGAAGAAUCGUCGCGAGGACAAGCCGGGCAAGUCCAGCCGUCCGGGCAUAUCUUCAAUCGACGAGCCGCCCCAGCCUUUCGAUGCGAAGAAGCUCGAACCCGCAAAGAAGCGCCAGCGCUCCACCUCGCCCUCCGAACCCCCCCGGAAGCUCAAGCGCCCCGGCCGCGGCGCCCGCUUCUCCCAAUCCGACACCACGUCCAUCCGCCAGCGCCAGGAGCACCGCGAGCGCGAGGCCGCCGAGGCUGCCGCCACCCAGGCCGUCCUAGAACAGCGCGGCAUCAACGAUGUCGUGCGACAACACUACAAUGCCGUGCCCGAGAGGGGCAGGGACUGGAGGAAGACGGACAGCCGGAUCAAGGGGCUGCGGUCCUUUAACAACUGGGUCAAGAGCACCCUCAUCCAGAAGUUCUCGCCGGACGAGGACCACACGCCCGGCGCCCACGAGCACGGCCGCGACAUGGCCGGCGCCAGGGGCCACGAGCUGCUCGUUCUCGACAUCGGAUGCGGCAAGGGGGGCGAUCUGGGCAAGUGGCAGCAGGCGCCCCAGAGAGUGGAGCUGUACGUCGGGCUAGAUCCCGCCGACGUCUCCAUCGAUCAGGCAAAGGAGCGAUACCGCAGCAUGAGCCACCGCAGCAGCGGCAGCCGGGGCGGCAGAGGAGGCUACAGGGGAGGCGGCCGCCCGCAGCACCUGUUCGAAGCACGCUUCUUCGUGAAGGACUGCUACGGCGAGUCCAUCGGCGACGUCGACAUCGUUCGGCAGGUGGGCUUCGACACCGCGCCGAUGGGGAGAAGCGGUUUCGACAUCGUCAGCAUGAUGUUCUGCAUGCAUUACGCCUUCGAGAGCGAGGAGAAGGCGCGGAGGAUGCUCCAGAACGUUUCGGGCGCUCUGAAGAAGGGCGGCCGCUUCAUCGGCUGCAUACCGAACUCGGACGUCAUCGGCGAGCGGGUCACCAAGUUCAACGAGCGGAUCGCGGCCGCCAAGAAGGAAGAGAAGGCCGAGGGCAAGGAGGAAUCGGCCGAGGGCAAGGAGGAAGGGGAGGCCGAGGAGACGGCGGAAUGGGGAAACGACCUGUACCGGGUCCGGUUCCCGGGCAAGACGCCCGAGGACGGGGUCUUCCGGCCGCCGUUCGGCUGGAAGUACAGCUUCUUCCUCGACGAGGCGGUCGAGGAGGUGCCGGAGUACGUGGUGCCCUGGCCGGCGUUCCGGGCGAUAGCGGAAGACUACAACCUCGAGCUCCAGUACCACCAGCGGUUCCGCGACAUCUGGGAGUCGGAGAAGGACGACCCCAUACUGGGACCCCUGAGCGAGCGCAUGGGCGUCCGCGAGAGGGGCCGGGGCCAGCUUCUCGUGACGCCGGCAGAGAUGGAGGUGGCUAACUUCUACGUCGCAUUCUGCUUUUACAAAGUAUAGAGAGAGCGCGCCGCCGAGGGCGAUCGGGACGAACUUCGGGAUCGUCUGCGGCUCUCGAUCACCGCCCUCCCCCGAUGUAGGUAGGGAGAGGGGGGGUCACAGUUCUGCGCCGGGUGCAGGGGUUUUUCCCCGAUAAACUCGAAAUUGACAUCACGGGCGCGAUCGAAAUCAUUUGGCACCGUCCCCACAGAGCAUUGGUUUGGGGGUGGCCAGACGGGCAGGAUGGGCAGGGCAGGGUAGGACAGGUAUGUAGUUAGGUAACCGAAUCGACCUGCUGCGUCUGCUAUGGCGUGCAGCCAGUCCCGGCU
Molecule: messenger RNA, 1894 nt
Organism: Durotheca rogersii
Lineage: Eukaryota; Fungi; Ascomycota; Sordariomycetes; Xylariales; Xylariaceae
Product: mRNA capping enzyme
Exons: 1
Coding region: 66-1586 (506 amino acids)
Biological process (GO): 7-methylguanosine mRNA capping
Cellular component (GO): nucleus
Molecular function (GO): mRNA 5'-cap (guanine-N7-)-methyltransferase activity
Source: RefSeq, a predicted model, not a curated record